Molecule: messenger RNA, 1837 nt
Organism: Truncatella angustata
Lineage: Eukaryota; Fungi; Ascomycota; Sordariomycetes; Amphisphaeriales; Sporocadaceae
Exons: 1
Coding region: 256-1659 (467 amino acids)
Source: RefSeq, a predicted model, not a curated record
CUACGGAGUACGGAGCACGCUCACAGGUAGUCGCAGGGAGCUUGGGCCUUCGGUUCAAGCACUUGCAGCAAGACUCCAAACCGGCAUCGUCACCGUCAUCCACUUAUCAUAAGCUCCAGCUCCACAACCCAACGCAGACCUCACUCGUGCGUGCAGCUCAGCCAAUUUUGCCGUCGUCUGCUGUUGAUCCGAUCCGACCCAACUUGCUCCAACACUGAUUCCAUUGUCUCGUGAGGUCUACUCUGUCAGCGAAAUAUGAACAGGACGGAUCUCGAGGCCGCUGUGAAAAACGUCCUCCAGGACCUCCCGGAAACAGCAGCACCACGAUCACAAUGGCCUACGGGUGAUCCACGUAAGCAAACUGCAAUCGAGACCAGAUGCUUCGAGGAUGGUGCAACGAUCCACUUUGAGAACCUCGCUCCUUUGCAGAGCUGGGCUCCUAUCGUUGGCAUGGAUAUGAGAAAGCGGACUGGCUUCGUUGUCACAAAUGCAGUCAGGCUUGCCGUCGAAUCCAAUCUCAAAUUGACACAGGCAGAGAUCGAUGCCAUAUCCGAAUCUUGCGCCAAGAAUUACAACCGUGGCGCUUGGGCUUCGCCAAUGGCCACGGUCCUCACCGCUGCAGCUGUCUAUCAAGGCCGGGACAAGUUCAGGUUUCCCUUCUACACCCCGACCGAUUCUUGGUUUAACUCUCAGUCCUUCCCUACUAAGCGCUGGGCUUUCAUCAAAGGGCCUUCUGCAACUUACGCAUGGCAUGCCUUCAGGUUUAUGGCAUAUUAUCCUCUGAUUAAACUCGCUACAACUCUCUUCUACUCCUCUGUGAUCAGGAUGAGCUUGGCCGCCGACAUGUUUUCCGAUCGGAGAAUGGCUCGAGUUAACGAUGCCAUCAUGCACAAAAUUGCCCCCAACCGGCCGACAAGAAGGACGCCGCAGUCUCAGCCCGGGCACCAAGGAUCAUCAGGCCAGCCCGUCGAGCAGUCCGACGCCCAGCGAAGAGACGAUAGCUACCGCAGGGUUGGUCUCCCUCCACCUCUACCUGAGGAGGUGAGUCGGAUGGCUCGCCAGGGACGUGUGCCAGAAGAGCAGCAGGAUGCACAAGAACCAGUGUCGUGGGGUUCUAGCGAGCAGUCACAGUCGGUCUCCCAAACUGACCAGUCAUCUCCCGGACGAGGUGGCAUCUUUGGCAGACAAACAUCCCCUACAUCACAAACGUCCAGCUGGGGCGGAGCAGUAUCUCAGGAUCAGCCGAGGCAAUCUGAGCAAUCAAGUUCUUGGGGUGAUUCUGAACUCUUUGAAGACGACGCAUCCCCCGUCUCCGCAGCCGCCAGACGUGCGGAGGAAGCAGCACAAUCUCAGGCACAAUCACCAAGUGCUUCCAGAGCUUCUGCAUGGGAUAGAGUGAGACAGCAGGCCAAGUCUGAUGCGGCUCCACCUGCAAAAGGAAAUCGAUCGAGUCAAGACACGACGUGGGGCCGUUUACGGCAAGACUCAGCGCCCACAGACAGAGACCGCGACAGGACGCCACCAAGCGAAAGCUAUAGCUACAACGAGGCGGAUGAGGCUAAAGACUACGCCAGGAGCCAGGCGCAGAAGGAGUUCGAUGCCAUGCUAGAAGCAGAAAGGAAAGGAGAUCCCAACAGUGGUAACAAAUGGUGGAAAUAAGCCGCUGGUUGUCAUCCUUAUGGCAAUAUCACUGGAGAACAAAUUGCGCAUAUGCUAUGUAGUAUGAUAUCUAACACACAGACCCUCUCAAUUAUCCAAAGAUGGAGAGAUAGACGGCAAACCUCCCAAGUACAACGACUCCAUGCUGCGAUUAUUGUAUACAACAUACUUCAGAACG